UUUUCUCUUCUGUUCUAAAAUCCGUUACUCGUUAGUUAGAAAGUCCUUCUCCUCUGCGAACUGAGUAGCCGGCGGCGCGUCCCUUCCCUGUUUUCACCGAUUCACCACUCCACCGGCGACCACCGCGGUCCAGCCCACCGGCGACCACUUCACUCCCUAGGACUAAAGCCAUUUCUUUUUAAAACUUAAAAGAAUUUCUUAAGCUUUGGAAGGGUUUGCUUGGAUUUACUUUCUAACCAUACUCGAUUAGGAAUGCGGUCAAAUCUACGGAACGGAAUCACCAGUGCCGGAAAGAGAUGACGGGCAACCUGUUGCAGAUGAAUAGAAGUCCAGCCACCCGAAAUACCAUUGGUUUUUUCAAGGAAUUCUACGAAGCAAAUGUAAGAGAAAAGUUCAUUUGGUUACUUAGUCAUACUUGAGCUUUCACCAUGACCACUGCAAAUGCAUCAAUUCUCCUCUCUUCUUCAAAGCUUUCGAAAAAUUCUGAAAACAUGUAUUGCCCAGAGAGACCUCCGUACUGGAAAGUCCCUCCAUGCUUUGUAUAUCAAGUCCUUCGUCCCCACAUCCACCUACCUCUCAAACCACUUCCUUCUUCUUUACUCCAAAUGCCGUCGACUUUCCGCUGCUCGCCGGGUCUUCGAUCACACCCACGAUUGCAAUGUCUUUUCCUUCAACACCCUUAUUUCUGCCUACGCGAAGGAAUCGUAUGUUGAAGUUGCACGCAAACUGUUUGAUGAAAUGCCCCAACCAGACUCUGUUUCGUAUAAUACUCUCAUUGCUGCAUAUGCGCAACUUGGGGACACUCAGCCUGCUUUUCAGUUGUUUCUUGAGAUGAGAGAGGCUUUUCUUGACAUGGACGGGUUCACUCUUUCUGGUAUAAUUACUGCUUGUGGUGUUAAUGUUGCUUUGAUAACGCAGUUGCAUGCAUUGAGUGUUGUGACUGGGUUAGAUUCUUAUGUGUCUGUUGGUAAUACACUCAUUACAUGUUACAGCAAAAAUGGAUUUUUGAAGGAGGCCCGACGGAUAUUUCAUUGGUUGAGUGAAGAUAGAGAUGAAGUAUCGUGGAAUUCGAUGGUUGUGGCAUAUAUGCAGCAUCGUGAGGGCUCUAAGGCUCUAGAAUUGUACUUGGAGAUGACUGUUAGGGGCUUGAUCGUUGACAUUUUUACUUUAGCAAGCGUCUUGACCGCAUUUACAAAUGUACAGGACUUGUUAGGCGGGCUCCAGUUUCAUGCCAAAUUGAUAAAGUCUGGGUACCAUCAGAAUUGUCAUGUGGGCAGUGGUUUGAUUGAUUUGUACUCAAAAUGUGGUGGCUGUAUGUUGGAUUGUAGAAAAGUUUUUGAAGAGAUAUGUAACCCGGACUUGGUCCUUUGGAAUACAAUGAUUUCAGGAUACUCCCUUUAUGAGGACUUAUCCAAUGAAGCUCUGGAAUGUUUUCGGCAGCUACAACGUGUUGGCCACCGUCCUGAUGAUUGCAGCCUCGUUUGCGUAAUAAGUGCUUGUUCAAAUAUGUCGUCGCCCUCUCAAGGUAGACAAGUUCAUGGAUUAGCUUUGAAAUUGGACAUCCCUUCCAAUAGAAUAUCAGUAAAUAAUGCUCUGAUUGCUAUGUACUCAAAAUGUGGAAAUCUAAGGGACGCAAAAACGUUGUUCGAUACAAUGCCAGAGCAUAAUAUAGUAUCAUAUAAUUCAAUGAUUGCAGGCUAUGCACAACAUGGGAUUGGUUUCCAAUCACUUCAUCUUUUUCAGAGGAUGCUAGAGAUGGGCUUUACCCCUACAAACAUAACGUUUAUUUCAGUACUUGCUGCCUGUGCACACACCGGAAGAGUUGAAGAUGGUAAGAUUUACUUCAAUAUGAUGAAGCAGAAGUUUGGCAUUGAACCCGAAGCAGGGCACUUCUCAUGCAUGAUAGACCUUUUGAGUCGAGCAGGCAAGUUGAACGAGGCUGAGCGGCUGAUUGAGACGAUCCCAUUUGACCCUGGCUCCUUUUUUUGGUCUGCAUUGCUUGGGGCCUGUCGAAUACAUGGGAAUGUGGAGCUAGCUGUCAAAGCAGCAAACCGUUUGCUUCAGCUGGAUCCUUCAAACGCUGCGCCUUAUGUCAUGUUGGCAAAUAUCUAUUCUGACAAUGGGAGAUUGCAAGAUGCUGCAAGUGUAAGAAAACUUAUGCGAGACCGAGGCGUGAAGAAGAAACCUGGUUGUAGCUGGAUUGAAGUAAACAGGAGAAUACAUAUUUUUGUGGCCGAAGAUACUUUCCACCCAAUGAUAAAGAAGAUUCAGGAAUACCUGGAGGAGAUGAUUAGAAAGAUAAAGAAAGUGGGAUAUACUCCGGAGGUGAGGUCAGCAUUGGUAGGGGACGACGAUAGAGUAACGCAAAGAGAGGAGGAGUUAAGGUUAGGAUAUCAUAGUGAGAAGUUAGCUGUUUCAUUUGGUCUCAUGUCUACUAGAGAAGGUGAGCCAAUACUGGUAUUUAAAAAUCUAAGGAUAUGUGUAGAUUGUCACAAUGCAAUCAGGUAUAUCUCUGAGGUUGUCAAGAGGGAAAUUACCGUCAGAGAUUCCCACAGAUUUCACUGCUUCAAGGACGGGCAAUGCUCUUGUGGUGGUUAUUGGUGAAUUUUUAAAUGGUAUGGUUACUGCUUCUUUUUCACUCAAACAGAUUGAUAGAAAAGGGGAUAAAUAUUUGUUUUUCUGCUAGACUGAUGCAGCAGUCGAAUGAGGCAAUUUCUUUUCUUUUCUUUUUUUGUAUGUUUGAUUGAAACAAUAAGAUCUUUUUGUAUUUUGCAUUUAUCAUUUAAUACUUCUCCAUGCUAGAUGGUUAUGUAUGUCAAAGCUGAUUAGGUGCUUCAUCGUAAUAGAAGUCGAGCCUAUCCAGGAUAUUUUUUACACUAAAA
Molecule: messenger RNA, 2882 nt
Organism: Cucumis melo (muskmelon)
Lineage: Eukaryota; Viridiplantae; Streptophyta; Magnoliopsida; Cucurbitales; Cucurbitaceae
Product: pentatricopeptide repeat-containing protein At3g49710
Exons: 1
Coding region: 442-2604 (720 amino acids)
Biological process (GO): RNA modification
Molecular function (GO): RNA binding; zinc ion binding; protein binding
Source: RefSeq, a predicted model, not a curated record